AGGAGGUGUGUGCGUGCGCGUAACGGUAGUGUUCUGGGAGCCGACUAUGUCAGUUACCUUUAUUCACUGCUGAAACGCACAGGGCAGUCCCAACCUCCAGCCGAAUAAGUAGUUUUGCGUCUGUCUUUCUUUGUUCCGUAUGUUAUUGUUGCCUCGGUACGGAAGAUCAGUCUUGAAGCUCCUAUUAGCUUUCGUUAGGGACAUAUUUUAAAUAGUAAUGUGAGAAGGCCUCGUUCCUGUUAGCUGGCUAGAUAAUAAACCUGGCUAGCUAAUAAUCAAUAGGUUGGGAUCUCAACUGGAAGUGGGUGAAAUAUAAAUACAGAUUGAGGUUCACUGGCUAGCGAGCUGUAUUGUACUGCUGCGUCGUUGAACUUAUCUAAAAACCACGUUAAUACAUUUGCACCGGUCAAGUCUGCUGUUAGUGUAGAUUUGUGCUAGUAUGGGCUUGCUGUCUCAAGGGUCGCCACUGAACUGGGAAGAGACCAAAAAGUACGCGGAUCAUAUUAGAAAACAUGGUAUCAUUCAGUUUCUCAACAUCUACAACAAGGUGAAAGAUCGGCAGAAGGAUGUCUUGAAGUGGGGCGACGAGGUGGAGUACAUGCUAGUAGCAAUGGAUGACAAGGAUGAAAAAGUCCGCUUGGUGUUGAACGGAGGGGAGGUGUUGGAGACACUUCAAGAUAAAGGUGAAAAAACCAACCCCAACCACCCAACGCUGUGGAGGCCGGAAUAUGGCAGCUACAUGAUAGAGGGAACUCCGGGCCAGCCGUAUGGGGGAACAAUGUCGGAGUUUAACACAGUGGAAGACAACAUGGGGAAGCGAAGGAAGGAGGCUUCUUCCGUUCUGAAGGAACACGAAACGCUGUGCACCAUAACAUCAUUCCCAAGACUGGGUUGCCCAGGUUUUACCCUGCCGGAAUGCAAACCCACACCUGUUGAAAAAGGAGUUUCCAAAUCUCUGUUUUUCCCUGAUGAGGCUAUUAACAGACACCCAAGAUUCAGCACUCUGACCAGGAACAUCCGGCACAGGAGAGGAGAGAAAGUGGUCAUCAAUGUACCCAUUUUUAAGGAUAAGAACACCCCAUCUCCAUUUGUGGAGGAAUUCCCUGAGGAUGAUGGAGAGGCAGCCAGGGCAGCUCUUCCUGACCACAUCUACAUGGAUGCCAUGGGAUUUGGCAUGGGCAACUGCUGUCUGCAGGUAACAUUCCAGGCCUGUAGCAUUAGUGAGGCAAGGUAUCUUUAUGAUCAGCUGGCCACAAUAUGCCCCAUUGUGAUGGCCCUGAGUGCUGCCUCCCCCUUCUACAGAGGCUAUGUGUCAGACAUCGACUGCCGCUGGGGCGUUAUUUCUGCCUCGGUGGAUGACCGAACGAAAGAGGAGAGGGGCUUGGAGCCACUGAAAAACAGCAAAUUCAGGAUCCAUAAAUCAAGAUAUGAUUCUAUUGACAGCUAUCUCUCCUGCUGUGGUGAGAAAUACAACGAUAUAGAACUGACAAUAGAUGAGCAGGUCAACAAACAGCUACUGGAAGCAGGGAUUGACAAACUGCUGGCGCAACACAUAGCUCAUCUUUUCAUCCGUGAUCCAUUAUCCGUUUUUGAGGAGAAAAUUCACUUGGAUGAUGAGAAUGAGUCGGACCACUUUGAGAACCUUCAGUCGACCAACUGGCAGACAAUGAGGUUCAAGCCUCCUCCUCCAAACUCGGACAUCGGAUGGAGGGUUGAGUUUCGCCCUAUGGAGGUCCAGCUGACAGACUUUGAGAACUCCGCGUACGUUGUCUUUGUGGUUUUACUUACCAGAGUAAUCCUAUCAUACAAGCUGGACUUCCUCAUCCCCUUGUCAAAGGUUGAUGACAACAUGAAAGUCGCUCAGAAACGAAAUGCCGUUCUAGAGGGCAUGUUUUACUUCCGGAAGGACAUUUUUAAAGGUUGCAAUCCUGUUGUUGAUGGUUCAUCAGCAACACCAAAUGGCUUGGAUAAUGACACUGCAGAGUACACACUGAUGAGCAUAGACACGAUUAUCAAUGGAAAGGAGGGAGUGUUUCAGGGACUCAUUCCAAUACUCAACUGCUACCUUGAAAACAUGGAGGUGGACGUGGACACAAGAUGCACCAUCCUGAAUUACCUGAAACUUAUCAAAAAAAGGGCUUCAGGAGAGCUGAUGACCAUGGCAAAAUGGAUGAGAGAGUUUGUGGCAAAGCAUCCUCAGUACAAGCAAGACAGUGUGAUCACUGACAAAAUCAACUAUGACCUCCUGGUGAGGUGUGACAGGAUUGCCAAGGGAGAGAUCCGUUGCCCAGAACUCAUUGGUGACCCAAUCAACAGGAACAAAUAAAGGCGCUCUUCACACUGUCCUGGUUCUGUAAUCAAUGUGCGAGUGUGUCGUCCCCCCUCCAACCAUUGUCACUGAUUCCCUAACUGCAUGAAGACCAAAUAUGUGGCUGAACAGAAGAACCACGGUCCAAACCAAUUGACUUUUAAAAGAAAUAAGAAACAAAAUGCAUGUACUGUAUGCAUUGCAGUGCUCAGCCAUGUGUGUAUCCAAUUUGUAUAUAUCAGAUUUUUACAAUUCACAAAUUAUUUUAGUAGUUGAAAAGAAAAAUUCAAUCAAACCUAUAUGUACAUAUUUUCUGAUGUUUAUGUUAGAGAAGUGUCCUCGGUUAGUGUGAGGUUAUAUGAAUAUAACAAACACUAAGUUGUACAUUAGCAAGAUUUAUCUAUAAGUGAACUGCAAGUACUGUUCUGCUGUCUAGAAACAUUAACCAUCAUGUCUUGAUACCGCCUUUGAGCUGUGUCUGCGUUUGUUUGAACACUUCCUUUGAGAAUAAGUUUUGGCUUUGCUGAAUUGUACUGCUGUGUCUUUAGAAAGCAUUGCCUUUAAGAGAUUGCUCAUUGUGCUUACACUGUAUUGGAACCCUAAUCAGAAUUAGUAGUGUAAUGAAAUGCUGGUGAAGGUCAGUAAUUGUUUGGCAAUUUAGAAAAAAAAAGAUAGCUCUUUGAAUAAAUCUGAGUUAUA
Molecule: messenger RNA, 3007 nt
Organism: Megalops cyprinoides (Indo-Pacific tarpon)
Lineage: Eukaryota; Metazoa; Chordata; Actinopteri; Elopiformes; Megalopidae
Gene: gclc
Product: glutamate-cysteine ligase, catalytic subunit
Exons: 16
Coding region: 440-2326 (628 amino acids)
Biological process (GO): glutathione biosynthetic process
Cellular component (GO): glutamate-cysteine ligase complex
Molecular function (GO): glutamate-cysteine ligase activity
Source: RefSeq, a predicted model, not a curated record